This is a messenger RNA of Hibiscus syriacus, 803 nucleotides long. RefSeq lists its product as uncharacterized. The transcript is spliced from 7 exons. NCBI's taxonomy places the organism in Eukaryota, Viridiplantae, Streptophyta, Magnoliopsida, Malvales, Malvaceae. The record is from RefSeq and is a predicted model, not a curated record. The coding region runs from base 90 to 686 and encodes 198 amino acids.
UCGAACCAAAAGGCCAUUUUCAUUGCAAGCUCGCUAGCAAUGUUUUUGGUGGUUCCGGUGGACUAAAAUAACUUCAAGUUCAAAAGGGUAUGUUCAGGUUUCUUGGUUCUACUACUAGAAAACACUUCUCUUCUUCCUUGAAGAAAGGCAGCACCUUUAAUGCAAAGGCAAGUCUUGAUGUUAGUGAUGAAGGGAUUUAUGAUGAUGAGAAUUAUGAUAGUGAGCUUGUAGUUGAUGACUUGGCUUGUUUUAGAGGUCUUGUUCUUGAUAUUUCUUACAGGCCGAUCAAUGUUGUUUGCUGGAAGCGUGCUAUAUGUUUGGAGUUCAUGGAGAAGGCUGAUGUUCUAGAGUAUUAUGAUCAGACCGUGAACUCCCCAAGAGGAUCCUUCAACAUACCAGCUGUGUUAAGGAUUCCUCAUCUUCUGCAAGUUGUUAAGAGAAGAAAAAUCAGCACCAAUCUAAGCCGCAAAAGCGUUCUAUUUAGGGACAAUUUUACUUGUCAGUAUUAUUCUGCUCGCGGUAACUUGACCAUAGACCAUGUUCUUCCCGUUGCAAGAGGAGGUGAAUGGAAAUGGGAAAAUCUGGUAACUGCUUGUGCCAAGUGCAAUUCGAAGAAAGGCCGAAAAACUCUAGAGGAAGCGAAUAUGAAGCUGAUUAAGGUCCCCCAAGGCUCCCAAGGACUAUGACAUACUUGCGAUACCCCUAACAAGCGAGGCAAUACGGAUGUUGAGGACGAGAAACAAGACACCGGAAGAAUGGUGUCAGUAUCUCGUCUUCCACAGAGCCAUAGACGUUAAUCUAUG